Drosophila grimshawi is the source of this 2241-nucleotide messenger RNA. Its product is annotated as caspase-8. The transcript is spliced from 5 exons. NCBI's taxonomy places the organism in Eukaryota, Metazoa, Arthropoda, Insecta, Diptera, Drosophilidae. Gene Ontology annotation, cellular component: cytoplasm. The coding region runs from base 222 to 1724 and encodes 500 amino acids. Gene Ontology annotation, biological process: apoptotic process; proteolysis; execution phase of apoptosis. The record is from RefSeq and is a predicted model, not a curated record.
AUUAUUUAGGGAAAGUUCACAUUGUGCUGAUCUUGUGUAAAUAUUGAUAUUGUUUUUGCUCAGGUUUUUUUAAUAAUGCUGACAACUAAAUAAAAUUUACGCUUCUUAAUAAUUAAAUUUUUUUUUGUGUACCAAAGUUGUGUCUGUGUGAGUGUGUAAUAUAGUUGUCGAUUAGUUAGUUUUUUUGCAUUUAUUUUUAUUGGAACUCUCCGGGCACGAAAAUGGAGGAUGUGCUGAAAAACAUACAUAUCGAUGAUCUGCCCUAUUUGGAACGCGAUCUUCACAUUGCCCAAAAGGUGUCGCUGGCAUUUCUGCUGUUUGGCGAUUCGCAUGGACACGCGACAUACAUAUUGCAGAAGCUGCUGGCUCUGAUGCGUUCGCCCCAAUCGGAGCAGAUGCACAGCGAUCUGUUGCAUCAAUAUGCCCUGAAUGCGAAUCCCACACAUUGGCGCGGCCAUCUGAUUGAGGCGCUCUGCAUCAUCGAUGCACGCCAGGCGUUGCGUAAAUUAGGCCUCAAUUGGCCGGAGUUGCGUCUUCACUAUUUGCCACACGUCCGCGAACUGGCGCUCCAUAUACAUCCGCUGCUCAAGGCCAUGUAUCACAUCUGCGAACAGCUAACGAUCACCCAAAGCGGACGACUCAUUCUCGACUUGAAUGAGAAACUGACGCGCCAUAAACAGAACAAUGAGCCACUGCACUUCUAUGAUGCUGACUAUUUGGAGAUCUUUCUGCUUGACUGGCUGACGCAUCGCCAUUUGCGACUGGGCGACAUCAAUGCGGUGGGCAGCGAUGUCCAACUGCUCAUCGAAUACUUUAAAUUCAAUGAUCUGAAGUCCCUUGCCACGCUGCUCAUCGAAACGGUCAACAGCGGUGCAGCGACGCAGGCAGCAGACAAUACACUUCCAGUGGAAGCAGUCGCAAAGGAAGAAAAAGAUGCAGUUGCUGUUGAAAGUGAUGCCGCUGCUAAUGCUCCCACUGCUGCGUUGGAUCGCUGCCCAAAUGCGCUUCAGGUGCGACGCAAAAAUGCCGGCAUUAUGCUCAUAAUCAAUCAGCAGAGAUUCCAUCGCGAUGUCGGCGAGGAUGUGCGCCACCUGCUGCCAACCGUAAAGCUAAGCGAUCGCAAUGGCACCGACAAGGAUAAGGAGCGGCUGACCGACGUAUUUUCGGGACUCGGCUACCAAGUGGAGGCGCACGACAACGUCGACCAUUGGGAGCUGCUCGAUCACAUUCGCAGCGCGUGCUCGCGUUCGCAGCUGCGCGACUCGGUAAUUGUCUGCAUAUUGUCGCACGGAUUCGAGGGUGCCGUCUAUGGUGCGAACAGCAUUGCACUGAGCAUCGUUGAUAUACAGAAUGUACUCUGUGGCAACCGGGAUCUGCACGACAAGCCCAAGUUGCUCAUCAUUCAGGCCUGCCAGCAAAAAGAAGAUUUGAAUCAAACGUGUAUAGUGAAUGCGAGAACGGAGUCACCCAUCCAACAAGCCAAUAUGGUGUUGGCCAUGUCAACAGUGGCGCGCUUUGUUGCGCUGCGUCACAGCGUUAAGGGCAGUUGGUUCAUUCAAACGUUAUGCGAUACGGUUGAACGGAAGGCCGCCACCGAACAUUUGCUGGACAUUCUGACCUAUGUCAUCGGGAAAGUGAGCACGCAACGAGGCGACAAUAAACAGAUGAUGGUGCCCAUUGUUGCCAACACGCUGAAGCAGAAAGUCUACUUUUCGGAUAAUUGAGUCCGCUCCGAUAUAUGUACAUAUGUGUAUAUGCAGUUCAUGGAUUUCUAUAUACAGUUGAGAUAAGAUAAAAAUAAAAUAAAUAUAAAAACUAUUAGAUUUAAGAAUUUUUUUUGUUUUUAUGCUAACUAAUUUGAAAAACAUGCAAAUGUUAAAUUUUUGCUUAUCUUCAGUAUUGGUUGAUAUAUCUUAAACUAAUGUGAUGCAAAUGUAACAUUUAAUGUUAUGUAUUAUCUGUAAAAACCAGUUCUAUGUCUAUAUUAUAGGUUUUAAUUUCUUGUUACUUUCCGUAUCCUUUUCAAAUUAAUAUUUUAUAAGCUGAGUUAUACAUAUACACCUAAACAAGUGGAAGAAUGGAAGAAAAAUAUGCUGCUCUCAUUCUCUCUCUGUCUAACUCGUUGCGAACAAUUUGAAUUUAUAUAUUUAUAUGAAACUAUAUUAUGCAGUAAUAUUCAUUUGCAAAUAGUUAUAGCGAGGAAUUGGAUAAAUAAAAAUAAAAGAAUGAACAACAAUUGAA